UGGAGGAAGUCAACUUUCUGUUAGGACACGGCUCGUUUGUGUGUUAUGUUCAGCUGACACUGCGCUCCCCGUAGGCUUGUGGCAGUUGAGUUUAUGUAAAAUCAUGAUGGCGGCGGCCUGUGUGAGGACGCUUAGUAAGGUUGGACGGUUAGUUUUAGACACGCAGACAUCCGCAGCAUUAGCGCCGAGAAUUUCCAUGAGAUGCCAAAGAAGAGCUUAUGGUACCGGCGGAGCAGGAUUUAGAUCCCGACUCUCGCUCGCUGCGCCGGUGCGUGCCAGUGGGACAGUCCUGGGAUGCGCUUUCCUGCUCGGUGGUGGUUUCGGCUUGUACCAGACCCUCAAACUCACGCUUCAGCGUCACCUUGCAGAGGAAAAAGCAAAUGCACCUGAGCUGGGGACGGAUCUGAAGUUGACUCUGUAUCAGUAUAAAACCUGUCCGUUUUGCAGCAAGGUGCGAGCCUUCCUGGAUUAUCAUGGUCUGCCGUAUGAAAUUGUGGAGGUCAAUCCUGUUAUGCGACAGGAGAUCAAGUGGUCCACUUAUAGAAAAGUUCCCAUCCUGAUGGUGAACGGGAUGGUGCAACUCAACGAUUCUUCUGUAAUAGUUAGUGUUUUGAAGACAUACCUGGUCAGCAAGGAAAAAACUAUAUCUGAGAUUCUCGCUUGUUAUCCUGAGAUGAAGGCAAAAAAUGACAGUGGAAAAGAUGUGAUCGAGUUUGGCAAUAAAUACUGGGUCAUGGUGCGAGAUGCAGACGCUGAUCAUCUAUAUCCUGGGAAAGACACCAGAAAAGAGGAGAUUAAAUGGCGGAAAUGGGCAGAUGAGUGGCUGGUGCACCUGAUUUCCCCAAAUGUUUACCGUACGCCAACUGAAGCCCUUGCAUCCUUUGACUACAUAGUACGAGAAGGCAAAUUUGGCACAUUUGAGGGAUUUUUUGCAAAGUAUUUUGGAGCUGCUGCCAUGUGGAUCAUUUCAAUGAGAUUGAAAAAUAAACACCAUCUGCAAGAUGAUGUGAGACAGGAUCUAUACAACGCUGUCAAUGAUUGGGUGGCAGCCAUUGGAAAAAACAAGGAAUUCAUGGGAGGCGAUCAACCCAACCUUGCAGAUCUGGCUGUGUUUGGUGUUCUGAGGGUUAUGGAAGGCCUUCAGGCAUUUGAUGAUAUGGUGGAAAAUACCAAGGUGAAGAACUGGUACCGACGUGUGCAGAAGGCCACACAACGAGUGUCAUAAAACCAAAGCUUCUGUCGUCGCUGCACCAACUUGAAGCACUUGAUAACACAGCACAACUUUAAACAACAGACUUGAUGCCAUGGUAGUCUACUGGUUUUGCAAAUCUUAAAAGACUAAUUUUUGUUCAGUAAUUGAACUGGCUUUGCUUGGACUGUAACCAUGGAGCUAAGAAUUUAAUCUGAAGAGAUUCAAAAAAAGAAAAAGAAAAUACCAUACAAUGCUGCCCCCCCCCAUGAUUUGUUUUACUACUAAACUGAAAGUAUGGAUAUCUCUCAUAGUUAGUGUUUUCUUUUUUGUAAAGCAAAGAGCAACCUGGACCAAAUGCUCUUUAAAGUAAAACAACCUCAUAUAAUCUGUCGAGGUUGUGAAUGGGUUUUAGAGGCAUUGUUCUGAAAUCAUCCUAUUUUUUCCAUCUUUGUAAACUAUCUUGAAAACAGGUUAGCGACACAUUGAUAAUCUAGUGAUUGUCUUUUUUUUUUUUUCAACAAAUGACAUUUAUUUUCAUUUUUAAUUUUUUUCAUAAGUAACUCUUUCUUGUUGUGAAUUUUUUUGUUUUGGUACUUUUGUAAUAUUAAAGUGCUGCCACUCAUCAUGUGAUGUUCAGGGUACGUAAACAGAUGAGCUCAGCCCUGAUAGAUCAUGUAGAUACUUACGUCUACCUCAGCUUGGCUUACUGUUCUCUGUUCAUAAAUGUCCAAUCUGAGGUUGCAGUGACUUUAUCUAAAGCUGUGGUUCACUGAAUGUUCAUAUUAAUGUGUUUCAUCCUUGGGUUUUCAAGGGGUUUAACUUAAAAUGUGAUCUUACUGAGUAAUGGUUAUGUGAAAGAGAUUUGGACAUUUGGAGUGUCCAGUUAACCAAGAACUUUUGCCUAUGCAUCAUCUUUUGAUGACAAAAGUGAUCAAUAUUUGUCAAUGAAAUAAAGUAAAAAUCUCAAGCAAA
Messenger RNA from Cyprinus carpio (common carp), 2164 nucleotides. RefSeq names its product prostaglandin E synthase 2-like. NCBI's taxonomy places the organism in Eukaryota, Metazoa, Chordata, Actinopteri, Cypriniformes, Cyprinidae. The record is from RefSeq and is a predicted model, not a curated record. Gene Ontology annotation, molecular function: prostaglandin-E synthase activity. Gene Ontology annotation, cellular component: mitochondrion.